This is a messenger RNA of Chara braunii, 3672 nucleotides long. Lineage: Eukaryota; Viridiplantae; Streptophyta; Charophyceae; Charales; Characeae. The record is from the annotation of a GenBank genome assembly.
CUACGGGAAUUGUUGUGGCUUUCCGCGGGACCAACCCUUUCAACAUGUGGGACUGGUUGAUUGAUGAGAGAGCCAUCUUGUCACCAAUACCAGAGAGAUUCAAGAUCAAGUCCGCGAGAGCGCAUCGAGGCUUUGUUCAAGCGCUGGCGCCAGAAGACGGGCGGCCAUACGAGCAGCUUUCGGGUCAAGACCAGGAGGCGGUGAUGAACAAUGGCAUUCCCUACGAUGUGCUGAGGAGGGAGGUUAUCGAUCUGUUGAGGAAGGAACGGGAUCAGAAUAAUGUGCGCCUCUACGUGACCGGACACAGCUUGGGGGGGGCGCUGGCCGCACUUUUCACACUGUUCUUGUGGGCGGAAGACCCUGACAAUCUUAUUCGGUCACGACUGGGAGCUCUCUACACCUUUGGCCAACCGCGGACGGGGGAUGCACUGACAAACUUGUCGCUGGAAAAGCUCAACUCUCAUAGAGACAGCAUUUUCCGGUAUGUGCGUGUUCUUGACCGUGAUGAUAUCGUGCCGAGGGUUCCGCCAGCUCCGCAUUACCAGCAUUCAGGAUUACUGUUUUACUUGAAGAAAAAGACUGUUGCGGAGAUUAUCCAAGUGGAACGGAGAUACAAAGAGCGAAGACCAAGCGGAACUGACGCGAUGUCUAACCGCGAUCACGAUCGGGAACGGAGGGAUAACCGCCGGGAUGGACGACGAGAAGAUUGGAGGGACGGACAACGCGGCGGGGGACGUGAGUAUUACCAAGAAGAAAGGUACGACGCACAACGGGAGCGUGGUGAGACGUCUGGAGAAUACCGACGACACGUGCCGCCAACAUGUUUUGAAUGUGGCCAAGUUGGCCAUUAUCGUAAUCAAUGUUGGAAAAUAACGGGCGAAGGCGGCUCACAACCUGGUGAAGGCAGAGUAGUGCAACAGGGAGGAUCACGGGAAACCUCGCCAGAGCGUUUGAAGCUGAAGAAGCAGAUCGAAGAGUUGGGUGCUUCGUUGGCAUCCAUGCACGGGCACAUUGAGCAGGAGAAACAGAAGAAGCUCGAGAGGGAGAAACGCAAGCAAGAAAAGUUGGAGAAACAACGGCGAGACAUUGCGGAGCGAGAAGCACAAGAGAAGAAGAUGGCGCGGAAGAACGCCAAGGUCAAAGAGACCGAGGAAUUGAAGAUGCAGAUGAGAAAGGAAAUGAGGAUGGAAGCUGCUUUAGUCGCUAGUGAGCUGCGCGAACAGAUUUCGGGAGGAUUCUGCGAACAACUAACGGACGAUAUGCUACGAGCACUAGCAACAGCAACUAUCGAUCGUAAAGGGAAGAAGAAGGUAGCAUUGCCUUCAUCACCAAGAAGGUCUUCGACAAGUGGUAACGAUACGAGUGACGAGGAGUUGACUAGGCGACGAACCAGGAAGACGACGGGGAAGGAGAAGCGAAAAAGAAGCGGGGAAAAAGCAGUGGGGAGCAGCCCACCGAUGAUGCAAUCGGCAAAGAGGACACCUAGGACAACGAGAGUUAAGCCUGUGCGACUAGCAACUAAACUACAAUGCACGACUGACAAGUCGAAGGAGAUGAAGACUCCGCCACGCUUUACACCACGAAGGUGGACUCCACGUACGAAGAUCGCUGCCAUGACGGGAGCGGUGGGAAGAGCACAAUUCAUCUGCGAUAACAUCCGCGCUCUAGCCGAUUUGGGCGCUGAUGAACUCAAGGACAUCUGUAGGAAGGAGGACGUUGUGUACGAGAGGAAGACUAUUGCAGCUAUGAACAUCACAAAGAAACGAGCAAUUGUGGCUUACGGGAGCGAGGAGGAGGAGAUUUGCAGCAGUGAAAAUGAGAAGGAGGGGAUCGAGCAGGAAAGCGCCGACGGACCUGAAGGUGAUAUCAGAUGGUUGUCGAAAUGCGUCGACUCAUGGUGGGUUCGGUGUCCGAUGGAGAUUUGCAAUGCGCCUGCCACGUUUCAGCGAGCGAUGAACAUGACGUUCCAGAACUUUGUCGGCAAGACACGGCUGACGCAAGGAAUGAUUAACUUUUGCGUGAUCGUGUACAUGGAUGACAUCCUGGUCUAUUCAGAAACCUAUCAUGGGCACGCGCAACACAUCGAAUGGACAUUGGGUGCAUUGAGAGACGUUGGGUUCAAGAUUGCGCUUGAGAAGAGCGAAUUUUUCCUCUCGGAAAUUUCGUUCUUGGGCUAUGUCGUGACACGUGGAGGAUUGCGGCCAGAUUCGAGAAAAGUUGCGGCGGUGAAGGAAGCUCCGGUUCCUACAUCACUGACGCAGGUUCGAGCCUUUUUGGGACUGGCGUCGUACUACCGGCGCUUCAUCAAGGGCUUUGCCACGAUUGCACGACCACUAGCGAAUCUGUUACGGAAGGACCAGCCUCUCAGCUGGGACGCGGAGUGUCAGCAGGCCUUUGCAACCCUCAAGGACGCUCUGGCAAUGGCCCCUAUUUUGAUUCGACCGGACCCCUCGAAGCAGUUCAUUCUCAUCACGGACUGGCAACCGGAAGCUAUUUCCGCUAUUCUAGCACAGAAGGGGAACGAUGGUCGCGAACACGUCAUCGAGCAUCCUACGGCGGAGCAGCAACAAUAUCUUGAUCCCCGAACGGUUCGCGAUCCUGCCUUCUUCAGGCAUCCUACGGCGGAGCAGCUUGCGGCCAUUCGAGAAGAAGAAAGCGAGGAAGGAGAAGAGAAGCACGACGAAGAGCCUGCUGGAUCGGAGUGGGAAGUCGUGCCAGAAGAAGCGUUGCGUACAGGUACGGAGGCUGAGGAUCCCGAGGCGGCCCGCAAAAGAGAAGAGAUCGCGGCCGGGAAGAAGGAGUUGGAAUUCGCAAGCGCAGUGAGUCUGCGCACCCACGACGACCCAAGCCGGGAUUCGGAGCCGCCCCGGCCUGAAGAUGGCGACCUCACAGCCACGACUCCGACCCCAUCAGCGCGGCGACGGAGCCGAUCCCCCUCCUCCUCAACCCGUCCCCCAGUUCGCCGACGUACCGAUACGGGUGAUCGGCCUUCGAUGAUGAUGGUGGUGAUGGUGAGCAUCACCAGUGAUGAUGACUUGAUGAUGACGAUGAUGAUGAUGGUGAUGGCGAGCAUCACUAAUGAUGAUGAUUUGAUGAUGAUGAUGAUGAUGAUGAUGAUGAUGAUGAUGAUGAUGACGAUGGUGAUGAUGAUGAUGAUGAUGAUGAUGAUGGUGAUGGUGAUGGUGAUGGUGAUGGUGAUGAUGACGCAAAUGAUGGUGUUGAUGGCGAGCACCUUUGAUGAUAGUACCCUGAUGAUAAUGAUGGUGGUGACAAGCGGCACCCUGAUGAUGACGACGAAACAUUUUCGUGAUGACGAUGUCGAUGAUGAUGAUGAACCACGCCCUGUUGAUGAUGUCGAUGAUGAUGAUGAUGACGAGCAGCACCCUGAUGAUGAUGAUGCUAGCAAACCUUGAUGAUGAUAAUGACGAUGAUCAGCUUGAUGACGAACUGCGCCCCUGUUAGCUUCGUUAUGAUGGCGCGACCUGAUAGUGAUAGUGAUGGUCUAGGAUGAUGGCGAGCCGUACCCCAAUGGCAGGCCGUUACUGUAAUCUCUCACACUUCAGGGUACCUAGGGCUAACUCCACUGCACUCCACAGACAUCGACAAAGCCAACGCCUCUCAGGACGAAAGCCACGUGCAGCAACGCAGCGGCAAUGAAGCAAAACGUGGAAC